Molecule: messenger RNA, 3778 nt
Organism: Mercenaria mercenaria
Lineage: Eukaryota; Metazoa; Mollusca; Bivalvia; Venerida; Veneridae
Product: slit homolog 1 protein-like
Exons: 4
Coding region: 126-1556 (476 amino acids)
Molecular function (GO): protein binding
Source: RefSeq, a predicted model, not a curated record
GUUUAGCGCAGAUUAAAAUACCAAAAGAAAUAUAUCAAACUAACUUUAUACGAGGAGUCAGUGGCAUGUGAAUCGUUUUAUUAGAUAUAAAAAGUUGAUGUGUACAGUGGAAAUUUUAGAGAACGAUGAUUGCAACAAAGUUCUGUUUGUGGUUUGCAUUCUGUCUGGUUAGUUUAAAAGCAGUACAAGCUAGGGACAACGACGCACCAUGCCCUGCUUUUUGUGAAUGCGGUACCGUCUUCGGAUUAAAUGAAGUCGAUUGUAGCGGGUUGACCUCUGUCCCUACCGACAUACCUGAAGAUACUGACAUACUCGAUCUUAGUGCUUGUAACCUGUCUAACAUCCCGGUAGAGCCUCUAGCGAAGAUUUCCAGCUUAAAAAUCUUCACAUUUAUGGAAGUUAUCAAAGACGAAGGAAACUAUAAUCUUACAAGUCUAGAUCUCCCAAAUCUAUUUCAAAUUGACGUAGUUAACAGUCCACUAUCCUUUGUUCCACAGCUGUUACCAAGCUAUAUUUCACAAAUGAGCCUAGUUAACAUCACUCUUGGAACACUUGAAAAUGGAAGUUUUCAUAGAUACCCGAAUUUGGAUAGAUUAACUAUAUGGUCUUGUCAGUUAUCACAGAUAAAAUCAGGAGUAUUCGACGAUAUUCCACAUCUGUCCUACCUAGAACUAAAGGAAAACAACUUAGUAGAUGAAAGUUUUGCCCCGGACCUGUUCCGGAAAAGCCAGGCCCUCGAAACUAUAUCACUUUCUUCAAAUAAGUUGACGCACGUGAUUUCCAACUUACCGAGCUCACUGACGGCAGUUGAUUACUCCAGUAAUGCAAUCGUCACUUUGCAGUCCCAGGCUUUUAAAUCUACACCAAAACUGACGUCACUAUCUUUCCAACAAAAUAAGAUGAGAACAAUUCAAGAUUUUGCAUUUGAUGGUUUGGCUAAAGUGAGUUCCGUUUAUUUCAAUCAAAACGAAAUUGAAAGGCUUUCUAAAUACUCGUUUGUGGGUUUCACAGGGUUAACGACAUUAUAUAUGUCUCAAAACAACAUAAGUAUUGUGGAGAAAGAAGCAUUCCAUCCACUCAUAUCACUUCUAGAAUUCAACCUAGACGAAAACCAGAUAUCAACACUUGAGGACUUGACAUUUCAAAGUAUGGGAAAACUGGUGACUAUCAACUUGAGUAGCAACAAACUAUCAAAUAUAACAAAUAACACUUUCACUGGAUUAAACACGCUUUCUGAACUGGAUAUAUCGAGUAACCUAAUCGAAAAUAUCGAGCCAGGCGCAUUUGAGCCACUAAAAUCGAUUCGUAAUCUACGAAUCAUUGGUAAUCGUCUCCAACGUCUUGUAUCGGAAGUGUUCAGGUACCUACCAGCAGGGACAUCUGUGUAUUUAGCAGCGAACCCUUGGCAAUGUGAUUGCCAUUUGAGGUGGCUAAGGGAAGCUGUUGACAACGCAUCUUACACCAUUGAAUACCCUGAGGCUAUUGGAUGCGCAACGCCAAUGAAGCUUUCUGGAAAGUAUUUCAAAGAACUCAAACCAAGUGACUUUGUUUGCUAGUAUAUAAAUUUCAACAAUAAUUGAACAUAGAUAUAUGCUACAAUAAGUCAGAUCUAACAUAUUUCGGCGUAUUACUGUCAUUCUUAAGUUUAUGUAUAAGUUUUUUUCUUCUUCAACUAAAACAAUUUCAAAAAUAUUUCAAACUACACCUAUAAUUUAGUAUCUUAUGCGGGUUUUUAAGUAUGAAUAAUAUAUGUACGGACAAACAUCUAACAUCGUCAUGAUAGGAUUAGUAUAUUGCAAUUGUUUUAAACAUAAGCGAUAAGACGUAUGUUUUGCUGUGUUUGUGAAUGUGUGUGAAUGUCAGAGCAAGCUAGUGCGUGCGCGUGAGUGGUGCGAGCGUACAUGCGUAUGUGCGUAAAUGUGCGUGUGCUAGUCGUGUACUCGUCAUAUAUCCAUCAUGAGGAAGCCAAAUUCAAAACCAUCUUCAUAACAAUAUCUUUUAUAUACAUAUAAUCUAUAAAUUAAAGGAUCAUUUGUAAUCGUAGAAUGCAGACAGGCAAAAUAAAAGCACUCUUUUGAUUGAGUCCAUUCAUGAGAUUGCAACACCAUUCACUGAAUUAGAAUAUACAGUCAAACCUGUCUAUAAAGACCACCCAUGAGAGAGCCAAAAUAUGGUCUUUAUUGGGAGGUGGUCUUUACUCAAAGGUUAAAAUACACUGUAAAUGUUAAAAUGGGAAAUAAAAGAUGUGGUCUUUAGAACCAGGUGGUCUCUGUUCAGAGGUGGUCUUUAACACAGGUUUGACUUUAGCAAUAUUCAAUGUUCACCUGGUCCAAAAGAACCAGAAAAUAUAACAACACUGAAUCCAAAACGGGGACACUUUUUACAACCACGGAACGGCCUUGAAAGAUGGUUGUUGUGAUAGUAAAUAUAAUCCAUAAAAAGAUCCCUUUGAAGCAUAGAAUGCAACCAAGCCAAAAAAUAAAAGACUCGGUUUCCAUUCAUGAAAGGUAAUGGAAAGUGCAACACCACUCAGACAAAUUGAUAAAUCUCCAUGAUCACAAAGUACCAGAAAAUAUAACAACACUGAAAACAUUAAUAUAUAGUGUUAAAGCAUUAGUUUUUAAUAUAGCACUAUCGUAAUAUUUAGAUAAGAGUAUUAUAUGUUCAGACUUGAUAAAAGUGAUAAUAGAUUCUUGUUUUAAGAAAGACUAAAAUAUUGUUGCACAAAAGAUAACAGGUAAGGGUAGAUUUCUCGAAGCACAGAGCACCACAGACACAGUAACUGUUUCAAACAACUCUAAAGAUCUAACUACGCUUUAUGUUCAAUUAAAAUAUGUUUGAUAGUAAAUGGUGUUUGGCAUGGUAUACCUUCAUGCUAAUCAUUGAUCAGUCAGACAGUAGAUUACUCAAUGUAAGUAAAUCUCUUUUCUUGGCGCCGUACACCUAAAAUUGGUUUGAUGUUAAUGAACCUGCUUCGCGUAGUUUGUUUGUUUUGGGUUUAACGCCGUUUUUCAACAGUAUUUCUGCAUGUAACGGCGGGCAGUUAACCUAACCAGUGUUCCUGAAUUUUGUACCAGUACACACCUAUUCGAAUUCUCCGCAAGUAACUGCCAACUUUCCCACACGAAUCAGAGGUGAAGGACAAAUGAUUUCAGACACAUUUUCUUUUAUCAAAACGUCAGGAAGAACAUACGCCUCGCCGAGGGCUUGAACUCACGACUCCACGAUCCGUAGAUCUGCGCUCCCCUUAUUUAGCUAAGCGGGCGGGCUCAGUUUAAAGCAAGUAUCCUAAUGAAGUGUGCGUAAUUAUGCGACUCACUGACCUCUGGUAUUUCAAACAAUAUGGGCGCCAAUUACAAUUUAUAGCAAUUCAUUUGCAUAUAACCAACGAACUUUAUUCUCAUGAGUUGGAUUGGAGUGACGUUGUUGAUUUAUAAACAAAAUAAUAUCCGAAGGGGCACCUGGAGUCUUCUUUCACCGUCAAAAGCUGGCAGGUUGCCUGCCGUACCACCUAUCAUGUGUCAGCGUGACAUUAAAAAGCAAGAUUUAUUGACAGAAUGACUCUCUUGGUGUGUUUGUAAAAAGAAUGGCAUUCUUCCGAAAGCAUACGGAGCUGAUUCAUAUACUCAUUCUAUAUGUUGAUCACGGACAUUGAGGGCCAUAUAUUAAAGUAAAUAUAAAAUCUAUUGUAAUAAUAAACACCAAAAACAUAUGUAUAUCCUUGGCUAAGAUUUUCAUAUAAGUUAAUUUUUAUCAAUAAGUAUUAUAUGGAGUACAC